AUUCGUGCAUGCGCAAUACCGGGCCGGGUUGGCAGGAAAGAUGGCGGCGGCGGCGGGAGGAGUCCGGGGUUGAGAGAGCGGCCCGGGGAACGGGGACAUGGCGAGAUUGGGAGAUUAUUUCCUGCUGGUUGGCUAUGACUUUAACAAGAGAGGCAGCAGCAUAGGACAGGGCAAGAUUCUGCAACGUUUCCCUGAAAAAGAUUGGGAAGAUAACCCUUUUCCCCAAGGCAUUGAACUUUUCUGUCAGCCCAGUGGAUGGCAGUUGUGUGCAGAGAAGAAUCCCCCGACGUUCUUCAUUGCUGUUCUGACAGACAUCAACUCAGAACGACAUUACUGUUGUUGCUUCACCUUUUGGGAGGAGUGUCCGCAGAAUCUUAUUGACCAGCGAGAUGGUGAAGCUGAGGAUGAUGCCCCAUUGCCCUCUGCAACACAGCUUUAUGCUCCAAAGACUCUGGUACUUGUGUCCCGCCUGGAUCAUCCAGAAGUCUUUAGGGACUCCUUAGGUCUGAUCUACACCAUUCACACUGAUGGCCUCAGUGUAUCCCUGGAGAAUGUUGUGGGAAACCUACUAACUUGCACUGUCCCCGUUACAGGGGGCACCCAGUCUGACGUGGAGCAGGAUGGUAUGAGAACCAUAUCUCUGGGAGCAGGGGACCGCCAAGUGAUCCAAACCCCAAUAUGUGACUCUAUUCCAAUCAGCAACUGUAGUGUAGCCCUGUUAUUUCGACAGCUUGGUAUCGCCAAUGUGUUGUGCCUGUUCUGUGCAGCUCUCACUGAGCACAAGAUCUUGUUUCUAUCUCGGAGUUACCAGCGUUUGACUGAAGCCUGCAGAGCUCUCAUGGCUAUAAUGUUUCCCCUCAGAUACAGUUUUACGUAUGUGCCCAUUCUCCCUGCUCAGCUUCUGGAAGUUCUCAGCACACCAACGCCAUUCAUCAUUGGUGUAAAUGCCCUCUUUCGGGCAGAGACCCAGGAUCUGCUUGAUGUAAUAAUUGCAGAUUUAGAUGGUGGCACAAUAACUAUCCCAGAAUGUGUACAGAUUCCACUACUGCCUGAACCGUUGGUCCAUCACACGCAAGAGGCCUUGUCACUGGUUCUAGACCCUGCUUUACAAAUUGCUGACUUGGCAUUUCCUCCAUCUUCUAUAACAGCUUCAACUCUUCGAAUGCAGGAUAUGGAAGUACGUGCCGUGUUUCUUCGUCUUUUUGCUCAGAUCUUGCAAGGAUACCGUUGUUGUCUUCAGAUCAUAAGAGUUCACCCAGAGCCUGUCAUACGGUUUCAUAAGGCAUCUUUUUUGGGUCAGCGUGGAUUGGUGGAAGAUGAUUUUCUAACCAAGGUUCUGGAGGGCAUGGCGUUUGCUGGAUUAGUGACAGAGAGAGGUCCACCAUACAGAUCUUUGGAUUUAUUUGAUGAGCUGGUUGCUUAUGAUGUGCACAAAUUAAAGUACGAGGAGGGAAGGCAGAAAAACCUAAUGAAGCAUGUGCAAGAACUAGCUGAGAAGCUCUACAGGAAUGAGAACCCAUACCCUGCUGUUAGUAUGCAUAAAGUUCAACGGCCAACAGAAGGAAGUUACUUGCGAUCUCAAAAUAAGACCUUCCCUCUGCUGGAUGAAAGUAGUAUCCAGUGGAUCUUGGAUCAGGCUGCUGCCAAAAUGCAAAAUGCACCUCCUGCUGUUAAGUCGGAGAAGAAAUGCAUGGUGCCACCUGGACCACCUAUUGCAGCAAUUGUGGAGCGGAACGGCAGUGCUGUAGCUAACAGCAACAGGCGGCUAGAAGUCGUGAGGAACUGUAUUUCUUAUAUCUUUGAAAAUAAAAUGCUGGAGGCAAAGAAGCUUCAGCCUGCUGUUCUUCGGGCACUGAAAGGGAGAGCAGCUCGGCAUUGUCUAACACAGGAGCUCAACCUGCACGUGCAGCAGAAUCGUGCCGUGUUGGAUCACCAGCAGUUUGACUUUGUUGUUCGUCUAAUGAACUGCUGCCUACAGGAUUGCACAUCACUGGAUGAACAUUCUAUAGCUGCAGCCCUUUUACCUUUGGUGACUGCAUUCUGCAGGAAAUUAAGUCCUGGCAUCACACAGUUUGCUUACAGCUGUGUACAAGAGCAUCUAGUUUGGACCAACAUGCAGUUCUGGGAAGCCAUGUUUUAUGGAGAUGUUCAAAACCAUAUCAGGGCUUUGUAUGUAAAUUCUGAAGAGGCUGCUUCUAACCCGGAUGAAAUUGAAGUAGAAGAGAGAUCGGCCCUGGAAUUGGCAGCUGAGCAAUGUCGUCUAUGGCCUACACUUCCGCGUGAGAAACAGUUAGAACUUAUCCAGAAAGAGGAGAGCACCGUAUUUAGCCAGGCUAUCCACUAUGCCAGUCGUUUGAGCUACCUUCUUUUGCCAUUGGACACCUCUAAAAACCGCCUUCUGCGAGGGGGAGCUGGAUUAGGAGAUACAGAAAGCGUGACUAACAGCUUCAUCACCAACAGCAUGGCGGGCAGCGUAGCAGAAAGUGCAGAUACAGAAAGCGGUUUUGAAGAUUCUGAAGUCUCGGAUGUAGCUCAUUGCGUUGUCCGAUUUAUCACCCGUUUUGUGGACAAAGUGUGUACAGAGAGUGGGGUUACAUCGGAUCACCUCAAAGGCCUGCACACAAUGAUCCCAGACAUUGUUCAGAUGCAUAUAGAGACUUUGGAUGCUGUUCACAGAGAAAGUAAGAGGCUGCCUCCAAUCCAGAAGCCAAAAUUAUUGCGACCCACGUUGUUAGUAGGGGAGGAUUUGGUAAUGGAAGGGCUUCGAGUAUAUCUUCUACCAGAUGGACGAGAGGAAGCUUCAGGUGGUAGUCUUGGAGGUCCACCCCUACUUCCUGCUGAAGGGGCGCUUUUCCUCACCACUUAUCGAUGCAUCUUCAAGGGCACUCCAGUAGACCCAUUAGUGGCUGAACAAGCUGUAAUGCGGUCCUUCCCCAUUGCAUCUUUGACGAAGGAGAAGAAAAUCAGUGUUCCAGCUCAUCUAGACCAGUAUGUUCAAGAAGGACUUCAAUUGCGCUCUUGUACUUUCCAGCUUUUGAGGGUGGCAUUUGAUGAGGAAGUCCCUUCUGAGAUCUCUGAAGGUUUCCGCAAGCAGCUGCACAAGCUGAGGUACCCUCAAGAUGUGCUUGGGACUUUUCCUUUCAGCGUUGGUCUCUCCCUACAACAUACUACUCAGCCAAGACCAAAGGACAAGAAUCCCUCCAUCAACCCCCUGCAUGUCAAUGACGUGUUCCAAGGCCAUCUGGCACUGGGUUUAUCACUUGGCAGCUUCUAUUCACAAACAACCAUCUCUAAGAAUCUUGUGAAGAAUGCCAAGAAGACAAUAGGCCGCCAAUAUGUUACACGCAGGAAGUAUAGCCCGCCAUCCUGGGAUCUCCGAGGGAGCCACAGUUCUCUGGAACAGCAGGGUGAUGACAUUUCAGUGUCUGAAGAUUUGGACAGAAGCACAUUAACCAUCUCUACCUUAAAGGCCUCUGACAAGCAGACAGGAGGCAAUAUGGCAGAACGAGCAUGUUGUCGUGACUACCAAAGAAUGGGACUUGGUACUUUGAGUAAUAGCCUGACCCGUGCUAAAAAUGAACCUUUCCGGAUCUCAACAGUGAACCGCAUGUAUGCUGUUUGUAACAGCUAUCCAGGGUUGCUGAUUGUUCCUCAGAGCAUUCAGGACAACACUUUACAGAAGAUCUCUCGCUGCUAUAGACAAAACCGGUUUCCUGUGGUGUGUUGGCGCAGCCCACGUACCAAAGCUGUUUUGUUGCGGUCAGGUGGACUUCAUGGCAAAGGUGUGGUUGGACUCUUUAAAUCUCCUAACACAGCUGGCACAGGACCAUCACAGACAGAUUCCACAUCGCUGGAGCAGGAAAAAUACCUCCAGGCGAUCGUGAACUCGAUGCCUCGUUACGCAGAAAUGAGUGGGAGAAACACACUCAGUGCUUUUCCUUCUGCUCAUCUCUAUGAUUCUCCAGACAAACGUCAACCCAAGUUGGGUUCAUUGAUGAAGCAGGUGAUGGGAGGGAAGGAUGACAUUCGAGGAGGUCAUUCAACUCGGGGUAUUAAGCACCCCGCAGUGAGACGAGGCUAUGCUGAACAAGGCAAAUGGGGAAGCAUGCGUGGCAGUGGAAGACUUAGCUCCUAUGGCAUGAACUCAGAUGUAGGAACUAGACUUGCAGCUAGAGAACUUCUAACUCCUCAUCAAAAUGGAGGCCCCUCAGAAAGUGCGCUGACCCCCCGCAGAGCUGCUCUGUACAUCAUUGGUGACAAGUCACAGCUGAAAGGGGUGAAGCAGGACCCAUUGCAGCAGUGGGAGCUAGUCCCUAUUGAACUGUUUGACGUCAGACAAGUUAAAGCUAGUUUCAAAAAACUGAUGAAGGCCUGUGUGCCCAGUGCUCCCUCCACAGACCCCAACCUGUCAUACCUGCGCACCCUUGAGGAAUCUGAGUGGCUUCUACAGCUACACAAGCUACUGCAAGUCUCUGCGCUGGUUGUAGAGCUGUUGGACAGCGGUUCAUCUGUCCUGGUUGGACUUGAGGAUGGAUGGGAUCUUACCACACAGGUGGUGUCUCUGGUUCAGCUCUUGUCUGACCCGUAUUAUCGAACUAUUGAGGGAUUUCGACUACUCAUCGAAAAGGAAUGGCUCUCGUUUGGUCACAGGUUUAGCCAUCGUGGUGCACAUACAGCCGCCAGCCAGAGUAAUGGUAUUACUCCUAUUUUCCUACAAUUUUUGGACUGUGUGCAUCAGAUCCAUCUGCAGUUCCCAUCUGAGUUUGAAUUCAGCCAGUAUUACCUGAAGUUUGUGGCUUAUCACUAUGUGUCGAACCGAUUCCGCACCUUCUUACUGGACUCAGAUUAUGAGAGGAUUGAGAAAGGGGUCCUGUAUGAGGAAAAGGGAGAUCGACGUAGCCCUCAGAUCUGCCGCUCUGUAUGGGAGUAUAUGGAGCGGAUACAUAAGAAGAAUCCAAUGUUCUACAACUACAUGUUCUGCCCUGAGGAUGGAGAGGUGCUACGCCCAUACAGUUCAGUAUGGGGUCUUCGUGUGUGGGAUUAUUACACCCAUGAAGCUCUGAGUGAAGGUCCUUCUUAUGACUGGGAGCUUGUUCAGGCACACCGGCAUGAGGAACCUGAGAAAAAUGACAGCUCUGCCCCCCAGACAAAACGGAAGAUCGUUUGGCCAUCCUAUCAUGCACCACAGCGGAUACAGCCAGAUGCCCUCACCUGCUUGUUAGAGGAGUUACAAAAUCUAGAGAUGGAUUUGCGACCUGUUCCUGAAAGAUGGAAGGAAUCAUGGGAUAAAGUAAAGGCUGUCCACAGGACAGAGGUCCGCCAUGAGAGUCGGAAAUCCAGUGCUUUGCUGAUGUCAUCAAGUGUAUCCUCGCAGCGGCAAUCAUUGGGCAUUUACCUGCAGGAGAGUGGUGUAGGGUCUACACUAAAUUUGAGCCUGGAGAGUGGUCCUAGCACAACAAGCACUCCCACUGGUGCCGGGAAACUUGGAGCACGAAACAGCACUAGUACCUUAUAUAAUCAGUUCAACACUGCAGAAAGAGAAAACCGAUCAUACGAGGGAAUUUUGUUUAAGAAAGGUGCAUUUAUGAAACCCUGGAAACCUCGCUGGUUUGUGUUGGACAAGACUAAGCAUCAGUUAAGGUAUUAUGAGAGCCGUACUGACACUGAAUGUAAAGGGGUGAUUGACCUGGCAGAGGUAGAGUCCAUAUCUGCUGGUACACCAACAAUGGGUGCUCCCAAGAAUGUGGAUGAAAGAGCAUUUUUUGAUCUGAAGACAACUCGCCGAGUAUAUAACUUCUGUGCCCAAGACACUUCACAGGCUCAGCAGUGGAUUGACCGAAUCCAGAGCUGCCUGUCUGACGCAUGAAACUUCAGGGAUGGUGUUAAAAAAAACUGCACCACUGAACAAACUGUAACAUGGGGGUACCACAUGGCAGCCUACAGCUAAAUCCUGUUAAACCCACAACAAGCUGUUUCUUUCCAGACUUUUCUGGAAGCUAAAGCACCUUAGCUUUUUGUUCUUCUUUGAUUAGUAAUGCUCGUUGAUUAUGCAGUUAUGGUCUGUGAACCCUACUACAUGCUGCUCACUGGGAACCAAUGAAAAUGAGAACAACUAGUUGUGGACCUUCAGAAGCUGCGCUGAACAUAUAAAAUGUUAUGAUCUGGCGUUUUUAAGAGAAGCUGUGGACUCGGCCUCAUGAGUUGCAGGCAGGUUUUUACGUGGCUGGGUGGCUUCAUGUCAUUCAUGAAGCUCUGCUAAACUGAUCUCUGGGAAGGUUUUGCACCUGUUUGGUAUUUUAAAUGCUUACUUGUGAGUUGUCAUUCAGUUGAAUUGUCAUAUUUUAAAUUAUUUUAUAAAGGUGAGGAGCUUGGCAAUGGGACCUAGGAGUCCUAGAAAGAUGUGAAUGCGGAAAGUAACCAGAUCCAACAGUAAGAGUUGAAGCCGUGAGAUUACAUAAUGAAAACUUCAACGUAGUUCACAUUAAACAUGAAUGUCCUGUUUUACAUACAUCACAGCCAUUUUAUCAUACUCUUUAGCUGUAAGUGGGCUCCACAAUGGUGUAUGUCCAGACUAUGGGCUCUGGCUGAAGAAUUUAGAAGAGCAGGUUAAAACCACUAAGGAUUCUACUACUACUUCAGUGUCAUAGGAUUUUGCUUGUUUAACACUCCAUUGUAUAUACUGUAGUGAGAAGGGAGAAGACCCUUGUAAAAAACAAUGUUCCUGAGUAAUAUAAAUUUACACAGUCCAAAACGUUUGAAAAUGAGCCACAAGGAAUUCUGGACCACACAAGAAAUAAGGAACCAAUUGGCUUCAGCAGCUGGUUGGUCUGUGUGCACUUUGGAGGAGAGGAGCGCACCUUGUGCUCAUAGUCUGUACCAUUUGGAGUAACAGGAGAAUUUGUUAAAAUUUGCUAAUGGUAUUUUAACUGUGAUUAUUGUACGCCACUUAAUUAUUAUUAUUGUAUAUUAUUGUAUAUAGAAGAAUGUCCACCUCAACAAGAGACUUUGGAGAUAUGUGAUAACUUGAGGAAGUGGUGAUUUAUUUUUUAACCCUUCCACUGCAGAACAGCAUUUGUUAAGGUGGUGGCUGGAAUGCAUUUUCUUUAUUGUGCAGCAAUGUCACCUCUGCCUCACCCAUUACAGUCAAAGCCGCACAUUAGAUGGGACUGAAUUCAUAUUAAAAAAUUUAUUUACACAUUGUUUAUACACUUAGCACCAAAUGCCCAGUUCCAAUGAUCAUAAGUCAGAGCUUAUGGGAGACUGAAUGUCAGCAAUGAUGUAUGGAUAUGUGGGACUCAUUCCUCCAUUUUACACACUGUCUUACGGAGUUGGUUGCUGUUUAUCGGUGUACCGUUAUGGCCACAUUAAAGCACAUGUCCAUGCAAACUCUACAAUAAGAAUGUCCUGAACAUGAAGCUGAUGUUUGCCAAUGCUGCUAUUUGUACAUCCCUAUAUAAAUGUCUCCAUUAUUUUGUUAGCAAUAUUCAUCCCAUAGAAAUCUGUGCCGGAUUUUCACAAGAAGGGUAUGGUCAUGUUUUGGGACACAUACCCUGCAUGGCGGUAUGCUUACUUUGAAACUGAAUUUAGAGAUGACAGACUCCCUUUAAUAUUCCACUACUCCCCCUCUUCUGGUUGUAUAGUUCAAAGGACAACCUAUUGCUUUAUACAUGUUGCGCGGCUUUUAAAAUAAUUUUUUAUUAGACCUGAUCAUUGUAGAUUGACUUUACAUACUUUAACUAUGGAGCCAUAAAGCCAGUUCUGUCUGUGCUCCAGUUUAUAGUGAUUUCACCAUGAAUAUGUUAGUGCACAAAUGAUUGCUAUGGGAUGGCUGUGACUGUCUCUCAGUUGAUUUUCCAUGUCUUUGAACAGUUUUUCACUCAGAGUACUAUUCGGGUUUGGAUUAAGGUUCACUAACCUGCUGUUUUUGGCUGGUGUGCCCCAGUCCUCCCCUGACAGAUUAUGCUGAUUGAGAGAAUAAUCACUUUUGUUCUCUGAGGAAAUGUCGCAGCUAGGGGCAUCUUUCUUGGCCAAACCGUAUGUAUAUGUCAAUGGGGUGGGGUUCCAGGUGGGAUAGGCGUCAUCUGGCAGCUUUUGAAGGUGUGUGGGCCCCUUUAGUAUACUGUACAUCUGUGUCUUAAGCCAAUUUUGACCAGUGAACUAUUUUUCUAGAUAACCAUUAUUGCUGGAGCAGAAAAGUCAUCUCAGUGCAAUGUAAAUAUCUAUACCUAUUAAGUUUAGGGCUUGAAUAUCAUUAAGCUGUCUAGAUGUAUGAAAGAUAGUGUGAUAAAUGCCAAAUCCCUAAGUUUCUAUACAAUGCCCCUUGGCUGUCUUUAUGUCUUAGUCCCUCUCACCUAAAAAGGUUCCAUCACUGAAUAGUAUUACAUAAGUAGUUUUGUUACAGAUCAAGCAGCAUGUGCCAGUAUUAUGUCUAAAAUUACUUCCAUGACACUUAAGAAAACUUCCUUAAGCCUGUUUUUGCAGUGAAAGGGUUAAUGGGCAUCACAUUCCUUCAUGUCUCUGAGUAAAAGAAGCUUAAACUGCUCAGUAACUGUGGCCAUUUUAAUUGAUGAAUGCUUUGUACAUAAUACAAUUCUCAGGCUGAACUUCCCUGUUUUUGUAGAAUACAUCAGUUCUUGUACAUUGUGUCAAACAUACAGUUCUUGGGUUGUGCCUAGAUAUAUGGAAACAGGAAUAUAUCCAGACAAAUAAAUGAAACUAACAACUGUUUAAAAA
Bufo bufo (common toad) is the source of this 8733-nucleotide messenger RNA. It is a transcript of the gene SBF1, whose product is annotated as SET binding factor 1. Lineage: Eukaryota; Metazoa; Chordata; Amphibia; Anura; Bufonidae. The record is from RefSeq and is a predicted model, not a curated record. The transcript has 44 exons. Bases 98 to 5866 code for a protein of 1922 amino acids.